Messenger RNA from Symbiodinium sp. CCMP2592, 3156 nucleotides. Lineage: Eukaryota; Dinophyceae; Suessiales; Symbiodiniaceae. The record is from the annotation of a GenBank genome assembly.
AUGGACCGAUUUUACAACGUCAUGCGCUACGGCGAGCCAGCAGAUUUUUGGCUGCGAGUAGACCCAGGCAUUUUUGUUUAUCCCAAUUCCGGCGAUGGAAAUGUGAUUUGCUUCCCGUGCAGUGGGGGAGCCCGGCGCCACUUCGGUGGAACUGAAACGAAGCACAGAAGAUCCGAUCUCACGCAGGAAGGAGCAGAUCGCAGAGCCUCAAGGUUUGAGUGGAGCCAGCCUCCUUGGCGCUUCUGGCCUGGAUUCCUUGCCAGAGCCACCGUGAUCAUGGAGAAGGCACUGCGAUCCCUGAGGCAGCUCUCCGCGGGCCUUGGGACGGAGCCCGCCGUCUUCCAGGCCGCCGCACGGGUCCCGGCCCUGGACGAUGUGGGGAUGGAGGCGAAGAGCUGCAAAGAGGAGGGCUCCGACAGUGAGUCCGAGGCGGAGUUCGAGCCGGUGGAUCCUAAUGAGCAGAGCGAGCUCUACACCUGGGGCCGGGCCACCAACUACCAGCUGGGCUAUGGGGCGGGCACCGAACAACAGAUCCCGAAGCUGGUGCAGCUCCCCAGUGCCAAGCUGGUGACGCAUUUGUCCUGCGGCCGCUUCCACAGCACUGCAGUGACUGCGUGCGGCCGCGUCUUCACGUGGGGUGUCGGUGGCGCCAGUGGAAGACUUGGCUUGGAGCUAUCCAAGAAGACUGAGGCGGUGGUGGUGGAGCCGAUGGCCUUGCCCCAGUUCGGGCCCGGUCGGCAUCAUGCGACCAAAGCUGUGGCCGGUUUGAACCACACUUUGGCCCUCACCAGCGCCGGGAAGCUGCUCGUGUGGGGUGCCAACGACAAGGGCCAGCUCGGUUGUGGCCAGCCAGGGGAGACUGCGUUGCAGCCAGUGGUGAUGAAGGUGGGGCCCUUUCAGAAACUCCGUGUCAGUGACAUUGCUGCUGGAGCUGCGCACUCCCUCUGCAUCGCGGGGGAAGGCAGCGUGUAUGCCUGGGGCUGCAACGGCCGGGGAGCUUUGGGUUUGGGAGCUCCUCCUUCGGGGCCCCUGCAGGUUGCGCAGCCUCAAAGCCUACCGCACCUGAAAGCUGCAACAUGUGUCGACACGAAUUCCGGGGGGACCAUAAGUGUGUGCCUGGUUGGCUCACACGGUGAUGCCAUCAUGUUCGGCGGCUCUCCAAUAGCAGCAGCGGCAGGUGACAGCCGCAACCCCGUCGACAAUCGCUUCUUCACCCCCGGACGCGUCCGUCGCAAAGACCCGGAACUCACGGAGAUGAGCGGAAACGACGACUGGCAGCUUCAGCGCGGGACGCAGCUGAGUCCUUUGAGAGCGAUCUCGGUGAGUGACAGCGAAUGCUUCGGUAUCGAUUCAGACGGCCUUUUGUGGGUCUGGCCGACGACAUGCCGGCCCGUCACGGCCGACCUCGUGGCGCUGAAUCUUACCAAGGCGGUGCCGCCUUCGAGGCUGCCCAGUGCGCCUGAGGUACGGGAUUCCGGUGAGUUCGUGAUGAUCGAGACGGAUGGGCUGUUGGAGGAACCUGAAAGAAUCCCGCCCUCUGCUCUUUACACGGAUCUGACAGACCGGCCGCGUGAGAUCGAGAUUGCGGGAGUGCACGCGAUCGGACAUGCAAUGAAAGCAGGGACGAUGUGGGCCGUGGAUGAUUCGGAUGCCCGCCACCUCUGGCAAUUGAAGCGCCCUUCCAAGCCUGACGGCGACUGGGCCGCUGAACGCUUUGAGCACCUGGCGCAGGUUUCCUGUUUCGCAUGUGGCCCUGAGCAUCAGGCAGCAGUUGUGAAGUACACCAUGCCCUGCUUCGACGAAGCAUCCCAGGCGGCUGAAGGAGCACAGGCCGUGGUCAAACCUAAAUCCAACGUCCUGUCCUUGCAGCAGCUAUGCGAGAACAAGCUAUGUGCAAAGCUGAGCCCACGCUCUUUCGGUCUUGUCUGCGACAUCGCUUGGGAGCUGAACCGUCCGACGCUACUGGACCGUGCAUUCCGUUUCCUCUGCGCGAAUGCGCCGUUGAUGUUCUCAAGGCUCCACUUGCCCAUGCUCUCCCAGAAGGGGCGAUGGUCCACUGCCGCCUCAGAGGUGCUGUCUUUGUUGGCCGUGUCCCUGCCCGGGACAGCCGGAGGCCAGGGCCCCACAGCAGAGCGAUUGGGCUUGGACUUCUCUGCCACGGAGGUUCAGAGCCUGCAGGAAGAGCAGCUAGAGGCCGAGACCAAGAAGAAGAAAAAGGCCUCUGCAGGCACCUCCCCGGCGCUACCGCAGAAAUCCUCACCGGUCUCCUCCAAAGCCUCACCGAAGUCUGCAGCCGUGUCGCCUUACGUGCAGCCGGAGAGGAGCAGCCCAAGCAUCGAGGUACAGGACUGGGUGGAGGUUCGGAGCAAGCCGCGCAAGGGCAGCCAGGAGCUGCCCUCGCAGAGCCCAAAGGCCAAGCCCGUGGAAUCCCCGCUCCUCGCGGAAGGCACCCGUGAAGCCGAGCCUCCCUUCGGAGGAAGGGAGUUCGGCGAGGAGGUCUCUAUGGGGCCUUCGCCCAUGCUCGUCUCUGCGGUGUCCGCGGUGGAGUGCAAGGAGAGGGGCCCGGGCCAGGGCUGGGGAACUCAGGGACCUCAGGCGGCCAAGGCUUCCGUGCCCUUGCCGGAGAUCAUCGAGGAGGAAGCCCGGGCCAAGAGCAAGGUGAAGGCCUCCCAGCGGAGUGCCAAGCAGGCCAAGAUCACGACCUGCUCCUGGGGGCGUGAUGCCAUCCCAUCGGAGCAGCCGAGGAACCAAUCCAUCGACCAAAUCCAGGAGGAGGAAGAACACAUCCGCCAGCAAGACGAAAUCGCGGAGAUUGAGGCAAUGUUCGCCGCUUUGGAGGUCGCCGAGAUACAGGAAGCACUGGAGCGUGAAGGUGCGAGCAGCGGCAACGGCGAGCGGAAGGCUUCUACUGCCAAGGCGCGCGGCGGCAUAGCCCCUGCCGCCGGCAAGGCCUCCGAGGCUGCAAAAUCCCGCGCCGGGGAGGGCCGAAAUCAGCGGAGGAGUGGUCGCAAUGGCUACAAGUCCGACUGGUGGUCGCAGGAUUGGACAGGCAGCAGCUGGAAUUCUGGCUGGUGGGAGUCUGGAAAGCAGACGCACUGGCAGAGGAGGGAGGCCCCUGAGGACAGAGCUGACACAGCGGAGGGCUCCCAUGCUUAG